Messenger RNA from Dibothriocephalus latus, 1824 nucleotides. The record is from the annotation of a GenBank genome assembly. NCBI's taxonomy places the organism in Eukaryota, Metazoa, Platyhelminthes, Cestoda, Diphyllobothriidea, Diphyllobothriidae.
AUGAGCCGGGGUCUGGUUCGAGUGCCAGAAGAAAGUAGCUGCUAUCGCAUCAUCCACCAAACCAACCAGAAUAUUACUAUUAACAUACUGGAGGUUUUGGUUCAGAAGGAGACCAUCGGUUUCUUCACCUGCGCCGAGGAGACACCCUCGGAUACUGAUAGAAAUCCAAAUGACGAUAAAAUGAUUCCACUUGUUAUUGUGGGGGAGCAUAUGCGCAUACGGCUGAAGGGUGUGAACAUUUACGAAACGGGCGGCUUUGUGUUUGACUUCGUCGACCACAGUACAACCCAUGAACCAGUUGAAGACUCUCUGGACUAUCCGGAAGUCAACCAAAAUAACACUUAUCAAUACAAAUACUGUGAAAUUAUGGCCUCCGUUGCUCUGGCGCAAGGAACGGUCUGUCCCGAGGUCUGGGACUCGACUGCCUCCUUCGUGUACUUUGACAAUAUUAUUCUGGAGCUGAUGCUAUCAUACAUGGAACUUCCUGGUGGAAUUCGCGUUCCCUUCAGUAAACCCCUUGACCCUGUUGACUUCAGAGAGACGAGAGGACUGCGCAUCAAAGCGAUCUCGGGAAGUUGGAGUGCAAGCCUCAGCAGAGGCGUAGGUUACUUGAAUGAACGUUAUCCACAGAAGCAAACUAUCGAUUCUAUCUACUACGAAACGCCAACAAGAGCGGAGGACUUAUUGGAAAGAAUGGUCCCGCGAGGUGAGAUACCUGAACCUCGUGUGCAGCUUAGCGAGUGUGAUCAAAACUCCGCCCUAACCAGACACCAAACCAGUAUCUGUCACAAUCUGCCACGCAGUUGUUUUGAUGACGCAAGGCAGAAACAGUACAAAAUCAAGGUGCUCCAUGAUGUCUCCUAUCUCCCUAUUUCCACUAAGCCUGCCUCCAGCCUGAUCACAGUGGAUUCUCUGCUGCGGUUAUCUGAUUUUGACGGACCCUACUAUGAAUUUGUGUUCCUGGUCAAGGAAGUCAAGACCGAGCAGGGAUACUAUAUUAACGUCUUGCGUAUCCUUUGGGAAAAGGGAAGAGUGCGAUUAAUUACCCUCGACAAAGGUCCGAAAUCAGAACUGACCUUGCCGCUUCCGGGGCUAGUCGAUGAGAUCCAACAGUCUCGGAUGGACAUUCUGUUGUCACAAGGCAUGCGGAAUAUCACUGUGUCGUUUCGACUCAACAACGCUCGUAGGGUCACCGACAAUAUCUUGAUAACGCCCCCGGAAAAGGGAAGCAUCGAAUUGCAUUACAGGGAUAUGAUUGCCGGUGUGGAAUACUGCGGCCGCACGUAUAAGGGAAGACAGGCGCAGACACCGCCCAGACGGCCCAGGCCGCCAUCUCGGAAGAAGCCGGAGUCAGUACUACCGGUAGAUGAUCAAAUAAGGCGCUCCAGUGUCCCCACCUACGGAGCCAUCUUCUGGAUGUUUACGUGCCUGAUGGGACUUCUCACGCUGGUGAUAUAUUUCUUCCUCGAAGGCACUGGAUUCAUACUGUCCAGGAUUGCCAGGGGUAAACGCCGACGCCGACCGCCACCUCGCAGGAAACGUGGAAAGCAGCAGUACCUGACAGAGAUGGCAAUCUUUCGGGAUAUACCGAUUCAGACUGAGGAAUCCUGGGUCUGUAGCCAUGGAGUACCACAUCUGCGGCAGGAGCUCAUCCUGCUGCGUGACCUUGGUAUCCAGACCGAUGCACCGGCGGAGAAGGAUCAGGCGAAGGGCGAAAAGGAGGAAGACGUAGAAGCAACCGGCGCAGAUCUGGAGACUGCUGGUAGGAGCAACAAAUCUUCGGGCCGCGCUGAACUGGUUAGUAGACCUAGUCAGACUCGAUAA